GUGGGAGCAGGCCGGCCGGGCAGCCGCCAGUCCGGGGCAGCAGGAGGAGGCGGAGCGGCGGCGGCGGCGGCGUUGGCGAGGAGGCGGAGCGGCGCCCCUGAGGCGGCGGCGGCGGCGAGAUGAGUGGUACUGGAUCUAGUCCAAUGUCGACUAUUGCUCCAUCAGGCAGCGGAAGAGGGACUGGGAAAUCAACAAACUUUACUCCUGAACUGCAAAGUAUGAUGUUUUCACUAGGAGAUGCUCGCAGGCCUCUCCACGAGUCGGCAGUAUUGGUGGAAGACAUUGUCCACACUCAGCUAAUUAAUUUGUUACAACAAGCCUCUGAAGUUUCUCAAAUGAGAGGAGCAAGAGUAAUCUCUGCAGAAGAUCUUAUUUUUUUGAUGCGCAAAGAUAAGAAAAAGCUUAGAAGGCUACUUAAAUAUAUGUUUUUCCGAGACUACAAAUCUAAAGUUGUCAAAGGCAUUGAAGAAGAAGAUCUUCUUGAAGACAGACUCAGUAGCAGCAGCACCAAUAAACGUCAGAAAAUUGCUCAAGAUUUUCUUAUCUCUAUUGAUCAGACUGGAGAGCUGUUGGGCUUGUUGGAAGAUGAUGAGAUUGAUGAUGUAAAACUAGAGAGAAUGGAGAGGGCAGAAAGACAAGCACGAAUGAUGGACUCUGCGCAAUAUGCAGAAUUCUGUGAAAGUCGUCAACUAAGCUUUUCCAAGAAGGCUUCCAAGUUCCGGGACUGGCUGGACUGUAGCAGCAUGGAAAUAAAACCCAAUGCUGUUGCCAUGGAAAUUUUGGCUUAUUUAGCUUAUGAGACUGUCGCACAGCUGGUGGACCUGGCCCUUCUUGUCAAGCAGGACAUGACUCCCAAAGCCGGGGACCCUUUCAGCCAUGCAAUAUCUGCUACUUUCAUUCAGUAUCAUAGUUCUGCUGAGAUGCAUGUUUUGGGGCAAGCAACAAGUCUGAAGACCAGUCCCGACUCUCCUGAAAGCACCCCCCCACCAACGCCCACCCCUCCAGCUGCAGGCCCACAGCACCUUGGGAAGGCUCCAUCUGGCUCCAUGGGCAAUGGCAGCAUUGGGCAAGACUCCUCAAAAGCCAAACAGCGGAAGAGGAAGAAAAGUUCUGCCGCUUGUGGUGCAGAGGCUCAGAGUGAUGCCAUCCAGCCUUCCCACAUCAGAGAGGCCAUUCGGCGCUAUGGCCACAAGAUUGGACCCCUUUCCCCAUACACAAGCGCCUACCGCAGAAAUGGGAUGACUUUUCUUGCUUGCUAAUAUGGAUGUGGCUACAGCAACAGGAAAGACCAUGUUAUAUUAAGGUGAUUCCCCCUCCCCGCAUGACACCCUUCGGGAGGGGGGGGUAAAUAAAUAAAAGUUCCAGCCAGCAUGUGUCUACUGGUGAGUGGGCUGGUUUGUUGUGACUAUCAACUGGCUGACUGUCUCUUUUUUCAGCCCCCACUCAUUCUUACUCUUCUUUCCUAAAUGGAACAUUUAGGCAAUUAAUGGCAGGAUGUUUGGGCUAUUGUGUAGGUGGAUGAGAAUGCAGUAUCCCUUUUGUUAAUUUUAGUUCAUCACUAUAUAUCCUUUUACAUAGCAGGGCAAAAAGAAGCCAGCAUAUGGUUUAUUUUUUGUGCAUUAAACGGCAACUGAUCUUUCUUUUCUAUUUUUUUUUCCUUCUUGCCAGGAAAAGGGUUUUUUAGGGGUGUCAGUUAAAGUAUUGGGGGGGCCAGAAACUCCUAGUAAUUAAGCAUUCAGUGUCCGUUGAAAACUGGGGUACUGUAGCAGUUAUGUCCAUGAGCUGUGAGCCAGGAAGUCCUUACUGUGACCUUUAAGCUGAGCUAAGAACUCACCAAUCUUAGCUUCCAUCUGUGAUCAUUAUAAUAAUACUGGUUUACCUUGUUUGUUUUUUGAAAAACAGUCUUUUCCAAACUGUGAGAGAACUCCUAUUGUAGCAUGACAAAAUUAUUAUUAAAUAAAUAAAGCCUCCUGCGAGGCCAAACCACACACCCACUAUGGAUGUCCUUAGGCGAAAGUAAUUAUGGUGCAGCACUGUAUCAGGUGUAAUUGAAGCAUUUAUCAUCAUUCCUGGGGCGGAAAUGCUGCCUAGUUCUCCACCAUCAGAGAAGGCAGCCCAUUAUGUCUCUUAAGGUGAAGCUCCUUCAGUCAGGACACACACUCAGAGUGGCGAGUCAUGCACAGACACAGGGAGUGGACUCCUUGAAAAGCAGGUACUUGCUCUGUCACACUUUGAGAACACAUUUUCAGUUGCAAAAGUGAAAUGUGCAUACAGUUUUAAUACAGAAUAAUAGACGGGGGGAACUAUGCUUCUAUUCUUAGCAUCAUUGCUAAGAAGAAGAUAAUGGAAGUUCUUCAGACACUUGAGGGAAAGCUUGCACAACCUAGUAGAAUGAUUUUAGUGACUUCGUAUUCCGGUGGGGACUGCCUCCUUCUUCUCAUCAAACUAUGGAAUGGAGAUUGCCAGGGAACAUGUGGAGCUUCCCAUGCACAUUCCAUGUUAAAGAGCUCAAAACGAUGUGCCAGUGACACUUUGGUGUGUGCCAUUUCUGCUUUAAAAAAUAAAUGUUUAGAGGUACUCUCAUUUUCCUACUUGUAUUGAAAUACUGCCCCUCAAUGAGGCCAAAUUUAGAUUCACAAAAUGUUUAGGGGUAUGCGUACCCCUGCAUCCCCCCUGAAAAAAGCAGUGCCUAGGACCAUGGCAAGGGUCAAACGGAAGGCUCUUCUAUUUGAGGUAAACAAGGCCAAGUCACAGUGACCUUCAAAAAUCAAUAUUAAGAUUUAAGGUUUCCUAAGGAAUGACAUUGCUGAAAGCAAUCAAUCUUACUAGGCUUACUUUGCCUCAAAUGUCCCAUUCGUGUUUUCAGUAUUUUUUUCAGUGAAAUGUAUUAAGCUCUAUGUCUAUUGAGCAGCAAGUGUGUUAGAGCCAACUAAAUGGAAUUCAUGAGUUCACUAUCUGCUAAUUUGUCUGUACAUUCAUACAGUAAAUCUGUGGUCUUCAUGACGACUAUAGCAGAACCUAGUACAAAUUCUGGAGUGAGGUCUGAACGUGAACAUUGUUCUGGUUAUCGUUUUGGAUGGGAAGCGCAUUGAAUGUUUCACUUAAACUCUCCAAUAUCAACCCCUUGGCAAGCGCUGCUGCUGCAGCAAACUUAAUCAAAGGACUGAGAAAGAUUGCAAACAGAGGACAUUCACAAUCAACUAAAGGAAUGAUUUAUUAUAUAUACCAACCUUAUCACUGGACAGUUUUCAAAACUGGGUAUUCUUGUGAAUUGUUGCAGUUGAUACAGUAUUCUACUGUACGAACUGGCAGAGUUGUAAUUUUAAAAAAAUCCAUGUCAUUUUCCUGGAACUAAUCUGCAUGUUAAAGAACUAAAAAUAAUAUGUACAAUAAAGAAGAAGAAACAUUUCUGAUGUUCCGUCUUUGCUUGCUGAAAUGUAUGAUUAAACUUUUCUUUUUAUCAUGA
This is a messenger RNA of Podarcis raffonei (Aeolian wall lizard), 3466 nucleotides long. RefSeq names its product SPT3 homolog, SAGA and STAGA complex component (gene SUPT3H). Lineage: Eukaryota; Metazoa; Chordata; Lepidosauria; Squamata; Lacertidae. Gene Ontology annotation, biological process: transcription by RNA polymerase II. The transcript is spliced from 12 exons. Bases 120 to 1259 code for a protein of 379 amino acids. Gene Ontology annotation, molecular function: transcription coactivator activity; protein heterodimerization activity. The record is from RefSeq and is a predicted model, not a curated record.